This is a messenger RNA of Phragmites australis (common reed), 1809 nucleotides long. RefSeq lists its product as uncharacterized. NCBI's taxonomy places the organism in Eukaryota, Viridiplantae, Streptophyta, Magnoliopsida, Poales, Poaceae. Bases 262 to 1545 code for a protein of 427 amino acids. The transcript is spliced from 6 exons. The record is from RefSeq and is a predicted model, not a curated record.
GCAGCAGAGCUCAAAGGCCUCUGGAGGGCGGAGGGAAUCGAACAACGGGAACGGGAGGCGCAGCCGCAGCAUCGAAACGGCAAAACGAAACGCACCUCCUCCCUCCCUCCCUCCCUGAGCUUCCCUUUGUUAGUUCCUUGUCGCCCGCCACGACGCUUCCUCCUCCAGCCCAGAUCCCACCGCCCCACAAAUAACGCCUCCUCCGCCGCCAUAAACCUUAGCUUCCUCCGUCCUCCUCCCGUCGUCGCCGCCGCCGCCGCCAUGGCCGGCCCGUCUUCCUCCUCGCGCGGCCUCGGCGGCGUCGACCGCUUCUACAGCCCGCCCCACGUCCGACGCCAGCAGCAGGAGGAGCAGCAGCAGAUGCGGCUCAAGGGGCUGGGCCAGGGACAGAGACCGUCGUCCCCGGCCUCGGCGUCGGCGCUAACGCCGAGGACCGCGAGACAGAAGCCGCCUCCAGGGACGGCGGAGACGGCCGUCCCCACCAAGGAUGUGGAGAGGCGGGCGGAGGCCAGUAUCUCUCCGUCGGUGCCGUCCAAGUCCUCAGUGUCAGCCACGAAGGCGACGGUGACGGUCGAGGGGGGCACGGCGCCGUCGCCAGCACCGGCGGUGGCAGAUGAGGCGGGGAAUCUAGAGAGGUUCCUCAGCUCCACCACGCCCUCCGUGCCCGUGCAGUACUUGCCCAAGACGAGCAUAAGGGGAUGGAGGAGUGGUGAUGCUAUGAAUUCACCACCAUAUUUCUGCCUCGGAGAUCUCUGGGAUGCUUUCAAGGAGUGGAGUUUCUAUGGGGCUGGUGUGCCCCUUGUGUUAAAUGGCAGUGAUUCUGUGAUACAGUAUUAUGUGCCAUAUCUUUCUGCGAUACAGCUGUACGCAGACCCAUCAAGAAUUUCAGCAAGAAGCAGGCAUCCUUGGGAGGAAAGUGAUGGGGAAUCUAUGGAUACUAGCAGUGAAGGUAGCAGUGAAGGCCGAUUAAGAUAUUCAUCCCUGGAAGCUACAUGUCGAUUGGAUGGUGAUUUUCAAAGGGAUGAUGCUGAAAUGCUUUCACCAUCCACUCGUCCAAUAUUUGAGUAUCUGGAGACGGAUCCACCAUUUGGUAGAGAACCUUUAACAGACAAGGUAUCAAUUCUUGCAAGUAAAUUUCCAGAUUUGAAGACAUUCAGAAGUUGUGAUCUGCUCCCAACCAGCUGGAUGUCUGUUGCAUGGUACCCCAUCUAUAGAAUCCCAACUGGACCAACACUCAAGGAUCUAGAUGCAUGUUUCUUGACAUUUCAUUACUUAUCAACGCCUUCCACGGAUACUGAUCCCAGUACACCAGCAUGCCCCAGUCUCGGUGGCAUCAACCGCUACGCAGCUGGCAAGCUAACAUUGCCUGUCUUUGGACUGGCAUCAUACAAACUGCGGAGCUCCAUUUGGUCAUCGAAUAGGCCUGAGGAGCAGCAGCUUGCAGCCUCGCUGAUGCAGGCGGCGGAUGACUGGCUCCGCCACCGGCAAGUAUAUCAUCCGGACUUCCGGUUCUUUCUCACCCACUGUAACACAGCAUGGAGAUGACACGAGACGCUUUACCCUCUCGUUGUAAAUGGUUCUGAGUACUUUCUGUUGUCGUCCGAGCCACUACAACACCUGUAACACUAUGUUGUUGAUCGUGUAACGUAGCGUUUACGUCUCUGAACUUUUUGUAUGGUUCGUUAGUUUAAAGCCAGACAGCUAAUUUGUAAUGUCUCCUAUAAUUCUUUUCGUGUAUGUAAGCUUUUGAGUUUUGAGAGCGAAUAUAAAAAUUUGAAUUUAUAGACAUGAGAACACCUUGCUUACCCA